UGACAUCCACAGCACUACAGCCAAUGAUGGAAGGGUGCUUCUGGAGGAUCUUGCUGGUGGCUGGGGCUCUUUCAGCCUCUGGGGCAGCCCCACCGCCACACAAACCCCUGAUCUAUGAAAAGGCUGUGGCUCUUGGCAUGGAACUCUACAAUGAGAAAGCAGGGGAAGACUCCCAAUAUCGGCUACUGGAGGCUGUUCCUCAACCUGAUUGGGAUCCCACUUCUGAGAGCACCCAGGAGCUGAACUUCACCAUCAAAGAGACGGUGUGCCUGGUCCAAGAAGAACGUGCCAAGGAUGAAUGCGACUUCAAAGACGACGGGCUGGUCAAAGAAUGCUCCGGCUACUAUUUCUUUGACGAGACGCCACCAGUGGCAGUUCUCACCUGUGAAACCGUGGGGGGAAAUGAGGAGGAGACGGAAGAGGAGAAGGAG
Molecule: messenger RNA, 431 nt
Organism: Python bivittatus (Burmese python)
Lineage: Eukaryota; Metazoa; Chordata; Lepidosauria; Squamata; Pythonidae
Source: RefSeq, a predicted model, not a curated record